GCAUAAGGCAGUCCCAGUACCUUUAAGGUAGAACUGGGUGUAUGAGCGGGGCAUGCAGACACAGUUUUCAGCUGGGUGAGGAUAGGGGAAGAACUGAUGUUUCUUGAUUGAUCUCAGGGCUGUUCUUACACUUGCGGGGGGCUCUGUUGGCUCUUCCUUGUGAAGGGUGUAUGCGUUAUCUUUCCUGUGCCCUGGCCGGCCUUGCUUUUUCUAAAGUGAUGACCUUGAGGACCUUCAAGCUUAGGAGCUUUCAGAGCCGGAUUUGCCACCUGGGAGCGGAACCUGAUAGUAGCGCCCUCCUCGAGCGCUCCAUAGUCACUCUGUCCUUCCUCUUGCUCUCUUCCUGACGUUAGCAGAGGACUGGGACUCGCGAGAGAGGACUCACGGACCUCCAAGACCUAUUAACUUGACAGACCCGCCCCUCUAUUCGAGCCAGCCCAACUCGGAGAACUCAGAGUCAUCCUCGAGAGUAAAGAAAGCUCUUAGAGUUUUUUUUUUUUUUUUUUUGACAAAUCUAUCUUAAAUGUCAGUCCAAUAUCCACGGCGACGAGCCACAGCAGGUGAGAAACCUGGAAAUGAGCCUGAAGAGGUGAAGCUGCAGAAUGCCAGCAAACAGAUUGUGCAGAAUGCAAUCCUGCAAGCUGUGCAGCAAGUCUCCCAGGAGAGUCAGCGCAGAGAAGAGAGAAUCAGUGACAACCGGGACCACAUCCAACUGGCCGUUGGGGAGUUAACCAAGAAGAACGAAAAGAAGUAACAUGGUGGAUUUGGCUCUUGACAUGUGCUUGGUUUCUAGCCUUCCUCUUAGUAUAGGACGCAUCUCCAAAAUGUUGCCAGUAAAGCAAACCGAAGUGUCACCGGCACCUAGCUGUAGAAUGAAUUCGCACUAGCCCCUGGCUGAGAAGCACUGUUUUGAAAAAGUGCAUUAGACGAUUCUGUUCAUAUUUAUGCAGUGCCUCUGAGACAUAGUGGGGCCAAAUAUGACACUGUAAUUGCAAAAGUAGUUUUGCAGGCCAAUUUAUUUUUAAAGUUCUUUUAUUUGAAAAAAAGAAUUCUAUGUCUCGUUUAUUUACUUCUGCCUUUUAUGCGUUCCUUCUGUGAAUUUAACAAGCAGCCUUUUUGCUGAAAUACUGAAUACAGUACUGAGUUCUUUAUGAUAUAUUAAAAAGACAUGCUAGAAAGGUGAGGGAAUGGAGUUUUAGUUACCUUCAAAUGUGAAAUUGAAGGCUUUAAGUGGGUUCAGGUCUAAGAUCAAAUUAAGAAAAGGGAAAUUCUAAGGCUGAGUCCCUCGGGACCAUACCAACGCAUUUGCUAAUAUUUAUGUUAUUUUAAGAAAGGGAGGAGUUUAAGUUUCUCAAGAACUCAGUCCUUUAGUCUCAAUUCUCUGAAUGAUUUCAUAAUUGGUGUUUAUGCUCUGUGUAGAAAUCUUUUGGGAAUAUUAUGGAUUUCUUUUCUCAUCUCAAGAUUAAAUAAAAUAAGACAAGCGAGUCUA
Pan troglodytes (chimpanzee) is the source of this 1489-nucleotide messenger RNA. It is a transcript of the gene AKAIN1, whose product is annotated as A-kinase anchor inhibitor 1. The record is from RefSeq and is a predicted model, not a curated record. The coding region runs from base 524 to 754 and encodes 76 amino acids. The transcript has 2 exons. NCBI's taxonomy places the organism in Eukaryota, Metazoa, Chordata, Mammalia, Primates, Hominidae.